GAACGGACUGACGCACUUGCGUGCGGGAGGGCGCGGCGGUAGGCAGAGGCGCUAGGCAGCGGCGGCGAGCUGCGAACGGCGAGUGGCGUUCACACCCCGGCCACCAUGAGCACCAAGCAGGUCACUUGCAGGUACUUCAUGCAUGGAGUGUGCCGAGAGGGCAGCCAGUGCCUGUUCUCGCAUGACCUGGCCAACAGCAAGCCAUCCACCAUCUGCAAGUACUACCAGAAGGGCUGCUGCGCCUACGGGACACGGUGCAGGUAUGAUCACACCAGGCCCUCAGCUGCAGCUGGGGGGGCUGCGGGUCCCCCGCCCCCCACUCGGCCCUCCGCAGCCUUCCCGGGUCCUCCCCCUCCUUCUGACCUCACCUCGGCUGCCGUGAAAACACCGUCCCGAGAGCCUGGGCUCGGGCGUCGGGAGAAGAGGACGCUGGUGCUCAGAGACCGGAAUCUCUCUGGCCUGGCUGAAGAGAAAACUCCCCCAGGCGUGGCCCCAAGUCACCCAGCUGGCUACAGCGAGCCCCAGCCUGGCCCCGAGAUGAAGCCCCAUUCCUACCUGGAUGCCAUUAGGAGUGGCCUUGAUAACGUGGAGGCUGGCAGCUCCUACAGCAGUGAGCAGCAGCUGUGCCCCUACGCCGCAGCCGGGGAGUGCCGCUUCGGGGAUGCCUGUGUCUACCUGCACGGGGAUGUGUGCGACAUCUGCAGGCUCCCAGUCCUGCAUCCUUUUGACUCAGAACAGAGGAGCGCUCAUGAGAAGGUCUGCAUGGCAACCUUCGAGUUUGAGAUGGAGAAAGCCUUUGCCUUCCAGGCGAGCCAGGACAAGGUGUGCAGCAUCUGCAUGGAGGUGAUCCUUGAGAAGGCAUCGGCCUCCGAGAGGAGGUUUGGGAUCCUGUCCAGCUGCAACCACACCUACUGCCUGUCCUGCAUCCGCCAGUGGCGCUGUGCCAAGCAGUUCGAAAACCAGAUCAUUAAGUCUUGUCCAGAAUGCCGUGUAAUAUCCGAGUUUGUCAUCCCAAGUGUGUACUGGGUAGAAGAUCAGGAUAAAAAGAAUGAGUUGAUCGAAGCUUUCAAACAGGGGAUGGGGAAAAAAGCCUGUAAAUACUUCGAGCAAGGUAAAGGGACCUGUCCAUUUGGAAGCAAAUGCCUCUACCGCCAUGCUUACCCUGACGGGCGGCUGGCAGAGCCCGAGAAGCCCCGCAAACAGCUCAGUUCUGAAGGCACUGUGAGGUUCUUUAAUUCAGUGCGGCUCUGGGAUUUCAUCGAGAACCGUGAAACCCGUCAGGUCCCCAGCACUGAGGAUGUGGACGUGGCUGAGCUUGGGGACCUCUUCAUGCACCUUUCCGGAGUCGAGUCACCGGAACCCUGAAGGCAGCAGCCGCCCUGCACACUGGGCGCUGUCGGCACCCACUCUGCCAGGACGCCGCCGCAUGUAGCCCGCCGCUUGGAGCUGAGCAGAUUGCCCUUGCUCUUGAUCUUACCCACUCCAGUAUGACAGUCCAGGGACACGAGGAGGAUAUAAAAUAACCUACUAAACAUAUGCAAUCACUAUUUUUAUAGUUGAUAUCUUAGUUGAACCUGCAGCUCCUCAGGGGAGUUAACUGUCUGGACUGUUUUGAUUGCUUUUAGGGCAACCUGGCUCCUAUCCUUUUUGACCUGUUUUCUCCUCAGAAACAGUAAAUUGGUAGCGCAGAUUCAUUUUUCUUACCAAAGGAUUCUGCAAACCUGCAAAAGGAUUACUCUACAGUGAAGCUCUCUUGUGCUUUAAACAGUGGGUAUAAGAGCACCUGACACAGACUGUGCUGGGCUGAGUCCCUCCAGUGCUCUAGGGCAGAGCCGUGGGCACGUGCCGCAUGCGCAGCAACAGUGCAAGGCCCUGUCUUCUGCCUGGGAAAUGGAGUCCCUGCCCUCCCGGGGGCUCGUGCCCACCGUGGUCAUUCUGCUGAGGGUUCUAAACCCACGUUGCUAGUACUCAAGCCAUCCCAUCUUACCUGAAGGCCUGGUGUAGGUGAUUUGUAAAAACUUUGGCACGCUGAAAGCAUUUCUGGUCCUGAAGAGACCUGAGGCCAAGUCUUCUGCCAUCAGUUUGAUUUUAACUGAAGAGUUGAUGUGAUCAUGCAAGUCAGAACCAAUUUUUCCAAACCUGAAUUUAUUUUUGUAAAAAGCUAUAGAUUAUCAAAUGUUUUAUAAAGUGCAUUACUUGAAGUGUGGUAGAAGCUCUCUUCUCUGACCUUAGAGUCCUUUUUGCUUUUUACAGUUAGGCCAUAUGAAGUCUAUUCCACUUGCUCGAAUUCUGCUGUAGAAGAAAGGAAGCAGAACUGCAGCGGGAGCCUGGCCUGCUUCCAAAGGAGUUAACAGCCAUCAAACCUAGAUUUAAUUUAUUUUAUUAAAAUAACAUAAUUGAGGAACAAUCAGAUAACUUGUAUCUUGUCAGGUGCAAUAAAAACAAAAUUAAAACCCAGAUCAUCAAGAAAA
Messenger RNA from Chinchilla lanigera (long-tailed chinchilla), 2471 nucleotides. It is a transcript of the gene Mkrn2, whose product is annotated as makorin ring finger protein 2. The transcript has 8 exons. Gene Ontology annotation, molecular function: metal ion binding; ubiquitin protein ligase activity. Gene Ontology annotation, biological process: protein polyubiquitination. The record is from RefSeq and is a predicted model, not a curated record. The coding region runs from base 106 to 1365 and encodes 419 amino acids. Lineage: Eukaryota; Metazoa; Chordata; Mammalia; Rodentia; Chinchillidae.